This is a messenger RNA of Peronospora matthiolae, 801 nucleotides long. NCBI's taxonomy places the organism in Eukaryota, Oomycota, Peronosporomycetes, Peronosporales, Peronosporaceae. The record is from the annotation of a GenBank genome assembly.
AUGGCGCGCAAUGAGGAGAAGGCGCAGUCGCUGCUGAACCGAUGGACGAGCAUGAAGCAGGACUUUGCCGACACGUUCAAAGAGCAAGUGAGCGAGGCGACGCUAGGACUGACUCGACGCCCAUAUCUCGCGUCUCAAUGCGAUAAUCUGAACGACGCCGAGCGCUGGCGACGGCAGAUCGUCCGUGAGAUCUCCAAGAAAGUGGCCGAUAUCCAGAACGCUGGCUCGAGCGAGCACGUGAUCCGGGACUUGAACGACGAGAUCAACAAGCGCAUCCGGGAGAAGCGGCAUUGGGAACGCCGGAUCGUGCAGCUCGGUGGAUCGGACUAUGCGCGCACGCAGCCGCAAGCCUACGAUGGUGACGGGGCAGCUGUCAGGGGAGCGCGAGGCUACCGGUACUUUGGUGCGGCGAAGAAUUUGCCUGGCGUGCGCGAGCUUUUCCAGAAAGAGGAGCGUGGACCGCGCAAACGUGCGCGCCAAGACAUGUACAAGAACAUUGGCCCCGACUACUAUGGCUUUCGUGAUGACGAGGACGAGCAGCAGCUCAAAGAGGAGGAGGAAGCGGAAAGUCGGCUACGUAAGCGGGUCAUGGCGGACUGGGACGCUGCCGAAGCGAAGCGGAAGGCGCAGGUUGCGGGAUUGGUGCGUGCUCAUCGUGCGGGAUACGAGCUGCGUGAAGCGAGACGAGGCAAGAACGGUCGAUAUGACGACGAUGCAGAGGAGGGAGUAGUGCUGCUGCUCGUCGGCUACGAUGGACUCAGCUGCACGAGACUCACUGGGCAUAGCAGUCGUGCCAUGUAG